This is a messenger RNA of Oldenlandia corymbosa var. corymbosa, 3986 nucleotides long. Lineage: Eukaryota; Viridiplantae; Streptophyta; Magnoliopsida; Gentianales; Rubiaceae. The record is from the annotation of a GenBank genome assembly.
GAUACAAAAAGCCUAAAACAGUGGCAUUGUCUCUGUGUUGAUGUACGAUUAUCAAUUUAUUAUUAUAGAGUGGUCCUUGAACUAAUAACCUAAAAGUUCAUUUUUCUAAUGGUAAUUUGAAAAGCUUACACUACAUUUAUCGCCAAUUUAGUUCCAAAUUAUGCAGAGAAUUCUUUUAUUGAACAAAAUGGCAGUAUAAUGAACUCCAAAUUUUAUGAGUACGUUAUUUAUCACAUUUAUUUUGGUAUAUCACGUAUUCGGUUUUAAAAAAUUAUUACUCCAAUUAAUUUAACUUCGAACCAGAUAAAUCGUUAUUUAUCACAUUCUCACUGUUGAAUGAGCAUUUCUCACAUGUGUUUCAAAAUACUCCCUCCGUCCCAUAAUUAUUGUCUACUUUGCCCAAAAAAUUUUGCCCCAAAAUUAUUGUCCAAUUUGACUUUUUAUGGAUCAAGUUACACAUUUGUUCUUAGUAAAAAACAUUAUCCAUAAAAUCUUUGUGGUUAAACAAUUAUUUAUGUAGGGGUAUAUCCGGUUGUUUAAGGUAAAAUAUAGUUAAGUUUGACGAAAAAUAAAAUUUUUCAUUUUAGUAAAACUGGACAAUAAUUAUGGGACGGAGGGAGUACAAGAUAGUGUAAUAAUCUUUGACUAUUUGAUGAUAGACGUUUUCAAUUAACCAAUCUCCCGACUCCCCAAGUAACAAUUUAAAUCUAUAUUGUUGCAAUCAUUGAUAUUACUGAUUUAUUUGUCGUGAUAGGGGUAUAUUUUUCAAUCUUAUUAUCAUAAAAUCUUUUUAUUUAUCUUGAUUGAAAAAAAAAACAAUAAAAAACCAAAAUCAAAAUGAAACAAAAACAAAGUUUGAGUACGAAUAGGAAACGUUUACUCGAGAAGAAUAAAAUAAUUGGAUCGAGGUUGCUUUUGUUGUCGGAGGAAAGAUUCAGUACGACGCACCCUUGGAAAUUGGUCUAUAUCCCCCCAAGAAGAAGACAUUCCUUCCACCCAUGGAAGACCACCUGAGGCCUUUGUUAGCCAAAUUUCGCACCAAAUCGAAGCAAGCGUCGUUUCAAUGGCUGGAAGGUCUUCGGGAAGCCCUCUGUCUUCAUCGUGUUGUGAUAUAUUGCCGCCGGUCAAAGGAGCUUGCGAUCCGCACUGGCCAGUGCUUCCUCUUGAAUGGCUUCAUCUUUUUGGGCAGUAUACUUAUUCUAAGAUCGGUGAUCAUUCCAAUGCUGGGGUGGAUACUGCCAGAACAGUGUCCGGAUAAUCAUUUAGGAGAAGUUUGCCCGUAUGGACUUACAUUGGGAUUCUAUUCCUUCUUACGAGUUGGACUUGUGCAACUCUUCUAUGUGUUUUGGUUCUACCCCAUGUACAUAUUUAGCUUUAUCCUCAGCACUUUAUGGUAUAAUGAUAUCGCAAAACAUGGGUUUUUUGCCCUCGGCAAAGAUGAACAUUCAGGUCCGGAAAAGAAUAGUUCUGCUGACAAGCCAAGCGAUCUUGAGGGGAUAAUGCUAGGAAUCGCAGAGCAAUUCUACUCAAUUCUCCUGCUGAGUUUCUUCUUCUUGCAGGUUUAUGUUACGGGAUUUAUCCCUUACAUUGGAAAGACAGUCAGUUUUCUGCUUCUCUCAUGGAUGUAUGCUUACUAUUGUUUUGAAUACAAAUGGAAUCUUUCGGGAUUGAGUUUGGACAAGAGGCUGGACUUCUUUGAAUCCAACUGGGCAUUCUUUGCUGGUUUUGGAUGCCCAUGUGUAAUAUCAACAUUCUUGUUCUCUCCUUUGGUUAGCUAUGGAGUUAUGGCAAUCCUCUAUCCACUGGUACGUCAUGGAAGUAUAACUAGACGUAGAAAUACUUGCAGUCAUCUGGGGAUGACUUGAAUAUUCCUAAUGUUUUCAGCAUGUGCAGGCCUGUUUUCUGUUGAUUUCACAAUAGAAAAGAAUAGCAUGAAAAUGAAUUGUUGCUGGUCGUAGUUUUGAAAUAUACCCCCCAAACAAUGCUGAGUUUUGGCCAAAUUACACUUAAACAUUCAUCCCUUGAACCACAAUUUAUAAUUAUAAUGAAGGUCUUAUCUUGAAUUCAGUCCUGGACAGUUUUUCCACAGGAGCUGACGCAAGCCUUUUAUCGCACUAUAAACUAGUAAAAUGUUAAUACAUUGAACAUUGGAGUAGUUUUAAGUAAUUUAUUGUUUGGUUCCUAAAAUUUUAGAAGUUUUAAACUGUGGAGCUAUCCCUUUUCCCUUUAGUAUAUCAAUGCCUCUUGCUUCACCAAGACCUAGCUUUUGUUUGUAAACAGUUUAUCAUAAUUGGACUAGUCCAUUGUGACUGAUACACAGUUUUUUGCUUAUAAAUGUUGAUACUUCUGGAUGUUAUCAUCAUCUAAUUUGGUGCUGUCUUGCCUGUUUUAGUUUGUGCUUACUGCCACUGGCUCAGAAGCUGACAAAAUAAUAACUCUCCCAAGAAGAAAGUGGACAGGAUUUGGAUUGGGAAGGCUUCCCAUAUUUGUUGUGGCUGAUUAUUUGUCGUAAGCAUUAUUACUUCUUUCGAUUUUGUUUCUUCCAUUGGAUAUCUGUUUUAUAGGAGUUUGCUUAUGCAUAUGUGUUUCCCUUAAUUGUGCUGCUGGGAUUUGACAUAAAACACUUUGUAACGACUUACCAGUUCCAGCAAACCAAUGAGGUUUAGGUUGAUCUACUAGUAACUUAAGUUUGAGUUAGAUUAAUAAUCAUUGAGCUUGGUUUGGUUUUUAGAACCUGAUAUAUGAACUGAAAUUAAUGUGGGCAUUUCCCUGAUUCCGCCUUAUUUGGACAUGCCCACAAUUUUCUACUAUAAUUGAAAAAGAAAAGAAAAAAUGUACUUAGCAAAACUGUUUCAUGUUUUUUCUUCUUUCAAACAUAUGUAAAGUAGAACAAGGAAAAAGAGAAGAGCUACCUCUGUUGUGUUGUAUCAGAUUAGUAUUUCACCAACCUACUUUCUUUUUGAACAAUGGAAGGACAUGCAUAACAUGUGUACCAACUUUGAAUAUUUCACAUUGACUGUCAACAACAAGAUUAGUUGGAAAUUGUUGUAAAAUAAUUGCUUAGGCUUCUCUGAUUAAGUCGCUAUUUCAAUUAAUAAGAUACAGAAAUACUUUUUAUUCCUACUUCAAUUGUCUCAUGAUUCAUUAAAUCGGCCUGUAUUGUUUAGAUGUGUUUUUCACAUUCUCUGUUUGACUUGUUACUUGCGCAUGUUUCCAAUUUCUGUGUUGGUAAGAGUAUAGUACAUUCUUAUGGUGGGUGUCUUAAUCUUUAUUCCAAUCUUCGUUGCUCUCUAGGUUGCGUGUCUUGUCUCUCUUCCCUGUGAGCUCCCAUCAGAAAUUGAAAGAUUAGGCAUUAAUACAAACCAUUGACUUUUACAUGUAUCUCUUCAGGUAUGGCUAAGUGACUUAUAAUUGUUCAAAUUCCCUUUCAGUCUAUGAUGGUAGCCUCUUGUUUUGUGUUUUCAGUAAAAUGCAUAUCUUGUCAGGACAUGAGAUAUACCAUGAACCUCCGGAAACGGUCAUCAUUAUCAAAUUCUGACACCCUGCUAAAGGAACAAGUGACAAAUUAAUGAAGCAGGAGAAAUCAUUCGGCAUUUGGGGAUUCAAAUAUGCCAGAAGCAAGUCUGGUUCACAUGAACUGAAAGACAGGAUGAUAAUCAUACGCUGCUUCUUCUCUUGGUGUUCAUAUAAAAAGAUUUCUAAAUUCUAGAUGGCUCUUCCAUUGUUGUACAUACUCAAAUCAUGAACAAAAAGCAAGUAGAUGUGUAGUUUUUGCCUCGCCUUGUAAAAAAGAAAGAAGUGUAAAUACAGAUUUUCCCUCUUAUUCCAAAAGGAUCAAACUUAAAAAGACAAAUGUUUAGAACUAGAUUGAGAUUUCUCGAGUUACAGCCUAUUUCUCAAUUCCCAGUGUAUUAUGAACUCAAGAUCUCAAUAUUAAAAUUACGAUGAAAAUGCCUUCUCAUUGUCUUUAUGACCUGGGUUGAAUU